GAAUUGCGGCGCGCGAAUGUUUCCGACGCCAAGCGCGAGCAUGAUGGGGGAAAAAUGUAACGAAUAGCCCUGGUAAAAGAAGUGCAAAUAAAUCCGAGACUUUGACUCGCGAACAUAAGAUCAUAGAAGAAGCCUACGGACUGAAUUAUUUUGUCAACAUUUAAGUCCCGUGGCCGCUGCCGAGGCCGUCACUCCGACGAUCGCACACCGAGGUCUAAAGCAGCGAACACCCGAAUCAUGGGUGUGUGUCUCGUCCAUCGUCGGGCCGAGGCCCCUGCUCGUGCGGCGGUAGCCAUCUUCCUCUCAUCUCGCACAGUCGUGUACGUUGGUCGCUUGGCGAGUUUUCAUGAAUUUUCCCAGUAACCGGUCGUUCGUGUGCAUUAAUUAGUGCUCAACUGGUGCAGUUUAAUAUUUAAAAAAUUUUGAGACUCAUUUCAUGAUCAAAUAUUGGUGAAUAGUCGUGUCGUUAGAGUAUAGAUCGUGUACGCGUGCUAUAGCCGCCGAGAAACGCAAGAAGCCGUGCUACGUACGCUCUCUCCCUCUACGUACUUUUAACUGCGCAGCAGUGUAACAUAUGGAAAGUGUGUCGCGUCAUCACUUAACGGUGAACUGCUCGAAAAAUUUCUGAAAUUCGUUGACGUGGUCAGUUGGAAUAAAGUUAAGGUGCACAUAACCGUCUUGAAAUCGCUCUCAAUAUCGUUAGUCUCGUGUUUCGAGUCGUAAUUAGUCGUUGUUUAACCGCGAUAAGUGUGAGUUAUUAUUGCAAAGAGUUGUCCUAAGCAGGAAGUGAAUUUACACGUAAAGAACUGCUGUUGGCCUCAUCUCAAUGCAAUAUGUUAUAUCAAGAAUAAUCUGUCUCUGGUCGCUGCAACACGUUCUGUAAAAGCCUUAAAAAGAUUCUGUUCGUUUUACUUGCGUAGUCAUUUCAGAGGCCGUAUAAAAAUGGCCGACACCACCGAGUCUGGCGUCAGUUGCUAGUGCCCACGUCAGCGUCGCAAGAGAGCAGUUAACACGUCGAUGUCCUUAUGUUCACAGAUUCAUUAAUGCUGAUUUGGAGUAUGAGAAAACAUAUGCAUCGCUGACGUUCAAGUAACUACCUUUUGGUAGAUUUGCACAAUGUUAUGAUUUUGCAUCAGUUAACUUCUUGGAUUAUUCAACAUAACAAAGAUUUACUGAAAUAUCUUACUUUGUUCGAAAAAAACCUAGAUUGUUGAUGACAACUUUUCAAGCCAAUAAUAAAUUUUUAUCAACUAUCUAUUGCAAAGCAUUUAUGUACAGUUUAUGUCAGAAAGUAAGACGCCCACAAUGCAGCAGGGAAAUUCUGCUGCCCCUUUGCAUAAUGCACUAAUGCAUUAUGAUUUUGACGAUCAGACAAGUGCACCACCUAAAUUGGCCAGUGGUAAUUUGCCUCCACCUUAUGAUAAUGCACCAGCUAAUAAUGAAGAUAUUGUUCUGGAAGUUAUUAAUGGCAUUGUACAGCCACCAUUUAUACCACCACCUGAUAGACCAGGGCGAAUGACAAAUCAGUUGCAGUAUAUAUCCAAAACUGUUUUCAAACCAGUAUGGAAACAUCAAUUUGCUUGGCCUUUUCAACAGCCUGUAGAUGUAAACAAACUCAACUUACCGGAUUAUUAUAAAAUUAUUAAAAAUCCAAUGGAUUUGGGUACAAUAAAGAAGAGACUUGAAAAUAAUUAUUAUUGGAGUAGUAAAGAAUGUAUUCAGGAUUUCAAUACCAUGUUUACAAAUUGCUACAUAUACAAUAAGCCAGGUGAAGAUGUUGUAGUAAUGGCUCAAGCUUUAGAAAAGCUGUAUCUAACAAAGAUAGCCCAAAUGCCAAAAGAUGAAGUUGAACUGGAUCCCCCUGCUCGUAAAGGCCCAAAAGGCAAAAGGCCUGUUGGGCGAGUAGGAGUUGCAGGUGCUGGAGGUCGAGGAAGACCACCUAGUAGUAUUGCUGGGGUCACUACAGUAUCAUCAAGUAUGGCAAACAAUAUGUCUGUAAUGCCACCUUCGGCUACACAGUCGACUGCUGCGGCUGGCUUAGCAGGAGCUUCUAAUGUUAUGCCACCAGUAGGUGCUCAAACCCCGAUAAUGCCAAUUACUACCAGUUCUAAUGCAAUAGCGCCUCAGCCAGGAGCUGGAAUUCCAGGGGUUACACCCAUGGCUAUUCACAAUUCGUUACCAGCACAAGUUGUCCCACCAGGUCCUGGUUAUCAUGCUCAAGCAGCUACUGGACUCGAAACAGCUGUUCUUGGACCUGCACAAGUAUCUGCUGCUGUAAUGACACCCUCUCACAUAGCCAAAGUUAAAAAGGGUGUUAAAAGAAAAGCUGAUACAACGACACCUGCUAACGCAUUUGAUUCAUCAUAUGCAUCAGAGCCGAAAAUAACUCCCAAAGUACCCCUCCGUUCUGGUCGACAAGUGAAAAAGCCAACAAGGCAGGCGGAAGACGGCCUGGUGCCAUUUCAUCAAGUUAGCAUGCCUCUCAUGGGUACUUUAGGCCAACAGGUUGCAACGACUAAGGGAAAUUCUAAAUUGUCUGAUAAUUUAAAACUUUGCAAUGAUAUUUUAAAAGAAAUGUUUGGAAAAAAACAUGCUCUGUAUGCAUGGCCAUUUUACAAACCAGUUGAUGCAGAACUAUUGGGCCUACACGACUAUCAUGAAAUUAUAAAAAAACCUAUGGACAUGGGAACUGUUAAAAAUAAAAUGGAUCGCCGAGAAUAUAAUACAGCUGCUGAAUUCGCUGCCGAUAUCAGACUUAUAUUCACCAACUGUUAUAAGUACAAUCCUCCAGAUCACGAUGUAGUUGCCAUGGCUAAGAAAUUGCAUGAUGUAUUUGAAAUGCGUUAUGCCAAAAUUCCCGAUGAACCCAUGGAUGCUGACGAUAUGAAAGGAUCUGAUAGUAGCGGAAGUAGUUCAGAAUCUGAUGAAUCGUCAGAUAGUGAUGAUUCUGAUGAAGAAAGAACUCAAAAAUUACGGGCUCUGCAACACAAUCUGCUGACAAUGCAAGAAGAAAUGCGCAAGCUCGUAGAACAAAGCGGAACGAAAAAGAAAAAGCGGAAGAAGCUUGAUAAAUCCAAAAUUAGAUCAAUGAAUACAAAAGAUCUUAUGAUGAUGGGACAUAACUCAAAAGACUUAAUGAAGCCAGUAGGUGGUAUCCGAGGAGUUUCUGAUAGCGUUGGUACAAGUUUAGCUAACGUUUCGCUUGGAGCAGGCCACCAUCUACCCCCAAGCUCUGCUGCCGCGACAGCUGCGGCUGCUCAUUAUGCGGCUACAGCUGCUGUUGCCGGUGCUACUAAAGGAUCUAAAGCUACCAAAACACGAGGUCCCGGCAAAGCCACAGCAACAAAUUUGAAUAAACGUCCAAAAGCCACAAAUCGUUCAACUGGUGCUAAGAGGAAAAAUGCUGCCAAUCAACCACCUCCUUCGAUAUUUGAUUCCGAAGACGAAGAUAAUGCCAAACCUAUGUCUUACGAUGAAAAAAGACAACUUAGCUUGGAUAUCAAUAAGCUACCGGCAGGGGACAAGCUUGGUCGUGUAGUAACCAUCAUACAGUCUCGUGAACCAUCACUCCGAGACUCUAAUCCAGAUGAAAUAGAAAUCGAUUUUGAGACUUUGAAGCCCUCGACGCUGAGAGAAUUGGAGAGCUAUGUAGCUUCUUGUCUUCGUAAAAAACCACAUAAAAAAGUUAGUGGUAAGUCAAAAGACGAACAAUUCGCUGAGAAAAAACAAGAACUCGAAAAGAGAUUACAAGAUGUUUCUGGACAGUUGGGAAAUGUUAAAAAACCAAUGAAAAAAGAUGAAAGCAAAGCAACUGAUGCUACUGGCCCUGUUGGAGCUGCUGCUUCUAGGCUCUCUGCAUCUAGCAGCAGUAGUAGUGAUAGUGAUUCGAGUAGCAGUUCCCUGUCGUCGAGUUCCAGUGAUUCCAGUGAUAGCGAAACUGGUCAUACAGGUACUCGACAGUCUCGUAAAAAAGUAAAGAAACAGGCUACGCCUAGCUCCGUCGGACCAGCUUCGGCUGCGGCAACAGCAACGGCUACGACGGCCAUUACUACCUCUACGGCAGCUAAUUUAAAUCAUACUGCGGGUUUGCUUAUGAACAGUCAAGCAACGUUGAAUGCGUCGGGACCAAUUUCAAAAUCGGCUACAUCUCAAUCAAGCAAUCCACCAGAACAAGAUGAAGAAGGGCUCGGAUCAGUCGUCAACCAACCGAUCACUGCAACCACUGCGUCAGGAAAUACUUCAGCCAAUAUUCAUACCCCAGCGGCUGUCUCCAUUGUUGAUCAUGCCUCAAUAUCAGUGCAAUCAUCGAGGCCGCUAUCACUAACAAACGCUGCGCCUAUGCCAAAACCAGCUCUGGUUCCAACCACUCCACAACACAAUUUAUCAGCCCAGCUUCCUGAAACACCUUUACAAAUAGGACCGCCUCAACAUCACUCUACUCCUCAACUUCCAGUUGCAAGUAAAAUUGCCACUUCUAUCACUCCUGCUGUGCCAGAAGCUUCGCAAGCUAGCGCCAUUCCAGUACUUCAGCAACCUAAAUUGCCAGUAGUUACAAUGCCUCUUGUGUCACAGCCAAUAGUCAAUGUUUCAACUACUAGCUCAUAUGCAGGUAUGGCAACGUCGAUGAUUCAUCACAAUGUAGAUCCCAAUGUAAUUGGACAAACAAACUUGCUUCAUGGAAUCAACACUUCGAGUAUGAAUAAAGUAACAGAAAAAGUUAAUAAUCAUUCAUCGAGUUCUUUGGUACAACCUGAAAAGAAGCAAUCAACUCCACCCAUGUUGAAUAAAAAGGUGAGCCCACCGGGUGGUACAGCUUCAACUACUGGCGUUAAGAAUGCAUCAUCAUGGUCAUCUCUGGCUCAAUCGGCAAGCCCGAAAUCAUCAAAUGCUGGUAAUGCCAACGCGAAGGAUGCAACUCGAGACACUUUUCAAUUGUUUAAAAAAGCAGCCAAAGAAAAACAAAAUAGGCAACGUGCCUUACAAGAGCAGCAAGAGCAACGUCGAGCACAGGCUGAGCGUGAAAGAGCAGAGCGACAUCGUUUAGAAACUGAGCGUAAAAAUGAAAUAGAACGUAAAGAAAAUUCUAUUUCUCCACCAACUAACAAAUCCCCUCCAAAUAUGCGGCUAGAGUUCACUAAACCGACCGUGUUAGAAACGAGUACUCCACCCACAACAAAGAACGAAAUUGCCGAACGUGCUAAGCUAAGAAAAAUUGAACAAGAAAAAAGAAAACGUGCAGCGAUGGCAGGACAAAUUAACAUCACUAUGCAGAGUGAUUUGAUGGCAGAAUUUGAAGAAUCUUUGUAAUUGUACAAAAAAAUAUUACUCGUGUUGUAAAUUAAGUUAAAGAUGUGUCGAUGUUCGUGAGAAUUACCAAAAUGAAAGAGUGAACGAAAAACUGGAUUAAUAGCGACGUCGAAUUCUUAAGAGCUAUUUAUAAGCAAAGUUAUUAUUACAUAUAUAAAAUAUUUAAAAAUCGUGUUGUGUAUAGAAGAAUAUUGUCUAAUAGUUGCAGAAUAAAAAAAAUGAAAUAUUGUUACAGCAGCAAAUGUAACAGAGACAUUGCGAAAAAGAUAUGAAGAGAAUUCAAAAUCAGUAUGAAGCGCUCGCAUAUGUAGAAAUACUAUUGUAUUCAUAUUCACUGCCGAAAAUGGGCCGUUUCGUUCGUUCGGUUGUUUUCUCUUCAUUUCUUUUCACAGUGAUACAGUUCGGAGACGUUCGAGUAAAACGUCUAAUUCUGUUUCGCUCUUCAAUGUCUGCUAUGUUGGUUUGACAAAUUCUUAACGUUGUCAAAUGAAGACAUUUUUCUGUAAGCAUUGUAUAAAUAAAAAGAUAUGGAAUGUAUGAUUGUACAUAAAAAAGAAUGAACUUUUAGUGAAAUUACGUAAAACAAAUAGUUCUUUAACUAUUUUCGAUUUUUCAUAAAUUUGUAUUGUAUAUACAAAAAAAACUUCAACGCAUUGAAAAACAAUAAACAUUGGUAGUAAAAAUAAUAAUAACUAAUAUAUAGAUUAUAUUAUUACCAAUUAAUAUUGGAAUAAAGAAAAUGCGUUAUUGUAAAUAGAACAAAUAUGUGUGAUACCGAUGUAAUCUGUAAGUUAAUUUUUAAGAAAUUAAUUUAUAAGUACAAAAAGCAAAAAAUUAAAAAAUUGAAUAAAAAAAAUUAAAAACAAAUAUCAUAUGCCAGAGUUGUUUAUAUUUAGUUGUUUUAUAUUUUUCCACAUUUCAGUCAUUAAUCGUUGUUAGAAAUUAUAUAUUCGAUUUAAUAAUUUUUGUCACAAUUUGGAAGAUAAGCCGAAAUAAACUUUUGAACUUGUAAAUAAACAUGAUAUUUCAAAGCUAAGCUUUUCACUAAAAGUAUGUUAAUGCAUGUGACUAAAGUUUGCAUCAUUAAGAUUUAAUAAAUAAGCUGCUGUGAAGUCUAUAAAUUAACUGGAAUAGACAAGCAUGUCAAAACUUGAAAAUUUCUACUGAACAAAUUUUAGUCACCAAAAUAGACGUGCAUUCAAAGAAAAUAAUUUACUGUAAGCAAAUGUAAUUCGAAAUUUCAUAUUUUUUCAUUGAAUGACAGUUUUUUGGGAUGUAAGAAUCAUACAACAUUUGUUUGCGUUUGCAUUGUAAGAAAUGUGCUAUUUAAAAUUGAAUUUCAAUGUAUUAUUUAAAAUAAAUUAUAUACAUAAGUAAUGCGAAAAUCAAUAAUUAAUAGUACAUUAAUUUUGUUGGAGGAUUAAUUCAAGUUUUUAUGAAGCAUUAAAAUCCCGAAAGAUAAAUUUGUCAAUUACUAUUAACAUAAUGAAAAAUUUAUGAAUAAACGAUCUCUCGUCCUAAUAGAAUAACUAAUAAUUUUUUAAUGUAUCUGCGUCAAUGAAGCAUAUAGUUAGAAAAAAUAAAUUUCAAAGUGCUAUUUCUUAUUUUCGAAAUCAAAUGCGAUCAUAAGACUCAUGAAUGUAGAUUUGACUGCUAUUUAAGGAGAUCUUAUGAGCAAUAAUUUUCUUAUUGUGAAUUGAAUAGUUCUUGAAAUUAUCCAUAACAUAAUACGCUGUUUUCUCAAAUGGGAUUAAAAGCUUGGUUGCGAACGAUAAAUAUUUUUGAUUAGUAUGUACUCAUAAUUAAGUUUAUAGCAAAUAGUGAUAAAAUCAAAUCGCUGUUUCGGCUUUUGUAUUAUUGUAGGAACUUGUCUUAAUUAAUGAAACUGAUACUUUUUAUUUAAAAAAUUAUAAAAUCUACCACAAGAACUCACUUGAGAUUUGUAAAUAAAUGAUCAUUUAAAUGUUAAUGACUGCAUCAUUAUUCUAUACGAAAAACGUCACUUAAUUAAAUAUUAUAAUGAAACUGUUUUUUUUUCACAACGAUCCCCUUUUUUUUUUAAAAAAUGUUGCCGUUCAAUUAAAGUGCAAAAUCAUUGAGAAAUAAGCGUAUAAGGUUAUUAUAAAAAAGCUAAAAAAAAUUAUUUAAUGUUUCAGGUGUUAUU
Trichogramma pretiosum is the source of this 7471-nucleotide messenger RNA. Its product is annotated as bromodomain-containing protein 3-like. Lineage: Eukaryota; Metazoa; Arthropoda; Insecta; Hymenoptera; Trichogrammatidae. The coding region runs from base 1282 to 5307 and encodes 1341 amino acids. The record is from RefSeq and is a predicted model, not a curated record. The transcript has 18 exons. Gene Ontology annotation, biological process: chromatin remodeling; regulation of DNA-templated transcription. Gene Ontology annotation, cellular component: chromatin; nucleus.